ACGCCUAUCAAAACAUUUCCGGUCCAAAAAUAGUAUCUUUUUAAAUCGUAAAAUCUAUUUAAAAUGGUGGUUUAAAGUCGGUGCGUGAUUUUAUAAGUCUGUAAAUAGAAGCAAAUUGAAUUAGUGCGCGCGUCGGUCACAGCACGCAGUAUGCACCCGGCCGCGCGGCGUUGCACUCCUUAACGCAUGUAAUUAUUAAUUAUUCAAUAUCGGUGAGCGCACGCGCCAGUGAAGCGACAGCGGGCGACAUGAGCGCGCGCGCAGUCUCGCCCGCGCCCGCUCUCAUCGAGAUCGCGGAGCCCGACGCCGCAGACUGCCCCGCCCUCGCCCUGCCCCCCGAGGGCAACGUCAAACACAAGAACUACAGAAUGCUCAACGAAAACCUCCGUGCCUACACUCCCACCGGAGACAUCCACACGUCACCAGAAAAAGGAAAGCUCGUCGCUAAAUUCGAUGUAUCUUCCUCCAUCUCCCCACCACGAGCCAGAAUACUGGAGCUCCUGCGACCUGAUGACCCUGGACGCGACAGCUUGGAAGCCAUAGUCCGACCAGUAUCAAGAAGAGGCUUGACCCGACCUCUCGACGAAGACACUAGAAGAUUCCUACAAAGAGCGCUUCUAUCUCCAAGUCCUUAUGGAUUCUCAGCAGAUUCACCGGAACCGCUCCAUCGAUCUGCUAAAGAACCGUACACACCUGAGCCUACGACUCCAGAACCGGAGGAAAAACCUCCGCAGAAGAAGGGUCGGUCGUUAGCUGAUGAGUUGCGUGACGCUGAAGAUGAGACUAGUGAAAAGAAGGACUUAUACUUGGAGUUUAUUAAGCGUGGUGGUGGUUUAAAGGAUGCAGUGGAACGGGAGAGGUUAGGGAAGCUCGCAUUGUCAGUGGAAGAAGACAGUGAUAGUGAGAGUGAGGACAGUUUGACGCUGGCUGCGCGGAGGUUGGACGCGCUGCUGGAAGAAUCCAGGGGGCUGCACAAGGAGCUGCAGGGCAUCCACCAGGACAUGCAGGCGCAAUGCGUGCGCGCCGGUCGUUGCGCGGCGGCGGCGCGUGCGCUCGACGCCGAGUGCCGCUCGCUGCGUUUCCUCGACGACGUACUGGCGUUACUGAGAGGUGACGUCACCGCUGCCAGUGCGAGGGCUUGGCCCUUUGCGUUACCGACGAGAUUACCCGGGAGAAACUAUAUAGUUUGAGGAACCAAGAAAAAAAUCAUUGAAGCGUGAGGGACGCAGCUGCUCACCUAUUUAGCAAAAUGACUGAAGAUAAUUAUCCUAAUAGACGAUUUUUUUUAAUAUCUUAAGCUGAUAGUUAAGACCUUGUAGAGCACACGAUAAGUUUUCAUUUCAUAUCAUUUUAUCUGCAAUACCUAAAACACUGUGCUAAAAAU
Molecule: messenger RNA, 1384 nt
Organism: Leguminivora glycinivorella
Lineage: Eukaryota; Metazoa; Arthropoda; Insecta; Lepidoptera; Tortricidae
Exons: 3
Coding region: 249-1190 (313 amino acids)
Source: RefSeq, a predicted model, not a curated record